UUGUGAAGUUUAUGUCCUUGUACACAUUUUGUAACUAUGAGCAUAUUCUGUUUUCCGCAUUGUUCAGAAAGGGUCAUCCACUUAUUUAAUUCAUAGUUUUAAGCUGGAUGUUAGUUGCAAUGGAUUCAUGUCACUGCAUAACUUCGGUUAUAUAUCUUAAAGAAUCGACUGAAGAACAUAGCAUAGUAACUACUAGAAUAACUAAUUAGGUUUCGUUAUUUGUUGAAGAAGUUAUCCUCCUAGUCGAAAACCAGAACCUGACUAGUUAUUUCAGUAGUUGCUAGAUCAGUCUUCAGAAAUAUCCACCUUAAACUGAAGUUUACUUUGAUUGACUCAUGUGUUUUUGUUGAACUAGAACUAUGUAAGAAAAUAUCAACAUCAUUUAUACAUGAAGAAGCGCAUUGCAGUAGAGAAGAUAAAAUGACGGUAGGAAAUCUUCACAUGGUACCCGAAUCUGUCAGAGAGAGAAAGGAUCUGACGUAAAAUAUAGCAUUGAAGUACACCUUUGUACGUCCCCAUACUUCAUAGCAGCAUUAAAGGAAGGGGUGACAAUAAGAUAACAAAAGUAUAUGAAAAAAGUGAGGAUAGAUAGAGGUGAAUAAAAUCAAUUGUGUUAAAUGAUGGGAGAUUCUUUUCCAUAUAUCAAGAGUAUUUUGGAAUUAGUGAAUAAUCCACUGCAAAGCUUUUUCAAGGCAUCUAAAAAUGUGCGAAUGAUUCAAUAACUGAGGCAAAAGAAGUGAAGUUUUAUAUGCACUACUUACUUCAAAGACUGUAUUUGAUAAUUCUGUUUCUCUGCUGCCUGCCAUUUUCAUGCAAACCUACUACUUCAGUAAGUCUAAUCAAAGUUUUAGAGUUAUUCAAAUGAACAAGCAAGGGAAACAUAUAUAGCGCUGAACGCUACUUAGAACCCAAUGGAGAAGUGUUUACGAAGCCGGCGCCCAUAUGUGACUUUUCAAAAGAAACAACUUUUCUUGUAAAGGAUAGAUGUUUUUUUCAAAACUACUGUGCCACCAAGCAAAGAGUAAUAGAAUUGUCUCUAAUUUAACAGACGAAAUACCAAAACGAAUCAAAGGAAUGCUCAUCUGGUAGUUUUUAUGGGAGGAAUUAAGGCAACCGGAGUACUUGCUUCUUGAGUUCGCUAAGUAAAGACGCAUAAAUCAGGGAAUAAGAAACAUCCAUAUGGUCAUCUUCACCAAUCAGAUAAAGAGUCCGGAUAUAAACGAUAAUGGCUAACCCCAAAAUCGUAUCUUGACUUUGCAAACUAUGAAAAGACUGAUAAGAACCAAUAUAAAUACUAAACUUCAAAAAUUAGACCUGUAUCAAUAAACCAAUCACUAAGGGUGCUAUGAAUCAAACACCCACCUACUAUUCAAUCAGGCAAAAGCUAUCCUUAUAAAUAUUGAUAAAAGGUAUAUAGGAUCCCUUGUGUUGCCACGCAGCAUCGAAGAUGACGCCUAGAUUAACGUCUGAAGUUUUACUCAUGAAAGCUCUAGCUCAUGUACUAAACAGCAGUUAGGAUGUUCAAAAUUUGAGUUGCAAAUAUUUAUCGCUGCUUACAUUUGUUUAAUUAUGUAGAGUUGAAUGUUACAUUCUGCUUUAUUUCGGUUUAAUUCCUUUAAAUCUUGGGUUGUAUCCUUCUCGUCUUAUUGCCAUGUCUGUAUCCCACUCGUCAUAUUUCUUUUCGUUAUCUCUCUCCAUAUAACUUCUCACGAGUUUUCAUAACAUUUUUCUUCUAUAUUUAUCUAUUUUGCAUUUUUCCGCCGCGUGUCUGUUGUACUAAUAUGAAGUGUCACAGCUAGAAGCGUUACGUAGCUAAUUCCAGAUCUGACGAUAUGGCUGACUGACUUACUGUUAUUACUGUUAUGGUUUGGUGACCCGAGAUUUGGUUACUUUCUCCUGGGAAGCUGGGUGUAGCUCAUAAUCUGGUACACAAAUGUGUAAUGCAUUGCUGAGUUUUAUUCUAUAUGCAUUUGUGAAACCAAAUAUUUGUAUCUUAGUCUUGCUCUAAGUUUUCACCAUCUGGAUCAUGCAAGUUGGGAAGAUUUCGUUGGUUGUAUCGGUACUACCGCUGAUUUAGUCGCUAUCUGUAUCCCAGAUUCCAGCGAAAAUGCUCCUAUUCGUGCUAUGUUUAUUGGCAGGCAACGUAUCUGUAUCACUAAAGCAACACGUGACUCAUCAUAUCCUCUCGUAUGUCAUGGCACAAUUUUGCCGGAAGCAUCUUUCAAUCGUGAAAUGGCUAGUCAUCCUUUGGGUUGGGGUUUAGUUCCUCGAUCAUGGGCGCGUUUCGCUCGUGAUCCACAACCAACACGUUCAGCUACAUGCACUUCUGUUGGAUCAGUGCAAGGUUCAUCUUCUGUUCAGCCUACAAAAUCUCCGAGUAAUCGCUCUCCUCAAGAUAGUAUUUCUAAUACUCCAUCAAACCACCUUACAGAAAAAUUAUUUCAUCCACCAGCUGGAAAUCCAUUUUCUAUUUUCGAUUCCCGGUUAAGCACAUGGAGGAAUACCGGACCUGUCAAUUCUGGAAAUAUAUCUUCAUCAGGCUGUUUUACAAGUGCACGAUUUGAUCAUUUUGUUGAUGAUAAUUUGGAGCAAGAAAGUAAUUCGAAGAAAUUAAAGUGUGAUCUUGAUAAGAUUGAUAGUGAGUUCGACUGUGAUGUGAAUUGUGAAUCAACUCAUAGUGAUGGGACACAAUCUAUUAAGUCAGUAACAAAACUUGUUAGAUCCUCCUCACUUUCAGAAGAUAUUGAAUUAAUUAUGGAUCGUGCUGUAGACCGAGUUGGUCGACCUUUUCGCUAUCGUAUCAAACAAUUUUGUGAUCCUCGUCUAUUGGCACGUCGUGAUGUUUUAGCUGCAGUUGCACAAGCUUAUGUUUCUUUACCGGUGUGGGUUUAUCGGCAGUAUGAUUUGGAUUAUUUAGUUUCAGCUAUUCAAGCAGAACUCCAUAACUGGAAUGACACAUGGCAAGUUAAUAACUGGAAUCCUGAAUUAGCCGUUCCUUUCUCUUACUGGUUAAUACAAAAUCUUCCAAUGUCAGGUUCAUUAAAAUCUCAUAUAUUGAGCAUUGAUCAUGUGGUGCAACGUUUACGUGCUCUACUAGAAGUUAUACGCCGUUCAACAGCAUGUGUAUGUGCAUCAUGUGAUGCAAAUAUCACUUCGAAUCAGUACAUCGUUUGUCUCGCUCAAGAGGGAAGUUCGCAAACUUACAUCAAUCCAUCUGGUAUUUUACACGAUAUUAUAACUGUUAGUCAAGUUAUACCGAACUCCAUUAGUCCUGUUGGUGAAGCUUCAUCAGAGUAUUCUUGGUUUCCUGGAUAUUCUUGGACGAUAACCAAUUGCAGUGGAUGCUAUCAGCAUAUAGGAUGGUUAUUUACUGCUUUAAAUGAUCAGCUGCGUCCACGGAGAUUUUGGGGUAUUCGACGUCAAGCAGUUGUACCCGGUUUAAUAAGUGCAUCAGAUUGGCGUCCUUGUAUUUAGUUAAGUAAAUCGCUAAUUUUUUUUCUCUGCUAAAAACAGCGUGAUCAAAAAAAACAAAAUUUCUUUUCAUAUUUUAAACUUUUCACUUACAUUUGCCUAGAACAGAUGUGUUACCUGUGACUCUGUUUUUCAUAUUAUUAAUUAAACUGUUCAUACAUUUUUCAUUUGUUUCUCAUUUUUACAUGGAAGACAUGUAUUGUCACCUCAUCAUCACCAUUCUUAUAAGAUAACACCAAUAGGUGUGAAAUCAACUGUUUUGUUUAACCUAAUAUCUAUGCUCUGAUUAUCGGAUGGUUCUAUGUAACAUUGCUUUUACUGGAUUCAUAGCUUUGAUUAGCUGAUAUCCAUUUGGUUUAAGAUUUAUGAUUCUGUCUUAAAUUCUUAGCCAGUCUUAUGGUAAUCAAUGGACUCAAAAAUUAUGCGUUAAUCUGUUUUUACUAACUUUGUCUUGUUGCACACACAAACAUACACUGAGUUAUUAGUAACAUCAAUCUUUUGUUCUGCUUCAUGUUUUACUUUUCUGUGUAGAGAACAUUAGUCUGUGAUUUGUUAUUCUCGGUGCAGUCGAGAGUGUAUUAACAUGUUGAACUGGAAAAUGACUCAUUAAUGAAUUGGUAGCUACACACAUUUUGUAAUGUGCACUUGCAAUAAGUAGUAUGUAUAUUGUAGUCUGUUUUCUUUUUC
This is a messenger RNA of Heterobilharzia americana, 4158 nucleotides long. The record is from the annotation of a GenBank genome assembly. NCBI's taxonomy places the organism in Eukaryota, Metazoa, Platyhelminthes, Trematoda, Strigeidida, Schistosomatidae.